UUUGCAGCCAGGUGGAAUUCUUGGAGCUGGUUUGUUCGUGCUGUCUGGUCCGCCUACCUUUCUCCAUCGACGAGCCGGUGGCCUUGCCUCCCACUUGCAUGAAGCUCCUGGAAGCUUUGGCCUGACUGCCUCUUGGUCCUGCGUCCCCACACACGGCCCUACUUCUCCCAGAGCCGUGACAGCAGGGCAGAGCCGGUGACCUGCAGGCGACCCCCACCGGAGGUUGUGUAGUUGCGGGAGGCGGAGACCGGGCGGGCUGUGGGUCCUCCACCCCCAGAAGCCUGCGGUUCUCCGGGCCCGCCCAGCAGACCCCGAAGGCAGACUGAUCUUCAGCAUCCACGUGGUCACCUCCAGGAGCAGCGGGAGCCUCACCGAGGUCAGAGCAGCGCUGCGCCUCUCCACGCCGCAGCCUGCACGAUGCUGCCGCUGAACCCGAAGAUGAAGUCCAACCCGCUGCAGAAAGCGAACCUCUGCUCGCGCCUGUUCUUCUGGUGGCUAAACCCCUUGUUUAAAAUUGGUCACAAACGGAAACUGGAAAAAGAUGACAUGUACCCGGUGCUUCCAGAAGAUCGCUCCCAGCACCUUGGAGAAGAGCUGCAAGGGUACUGGGAUCAGGAAGUGUUGAGAGCCCAGAAAGAUGCACGGGAGCCUUCUUUAAUGAAAGCGAUCAUAAACUGUUAUGGGAAAUCCUACUUAGUUUUGGGAAUGUUAACAUGUCUUGAGGAAGGCACCAGGGUAGUUCAACCCAUAUUUUUGGGGAAAAUGAUUAGCUAUGUUGAAAAGUACCAUCUUUCCGAUUCUGCCGCUUUGCACGAAGCCUACGGCUACGCGGCAGCGCUGAGCGCCUGCGUGCUCAUGUGGGCCGUUCUGCACCACUUGUGCUUCUACCGCAUGCAGCGCGUGGGGAUGAGGCUGAGAGUAGCCGUGUGCCGUAUGAUCUACCGCAAGCUUCGCCUGAGUAGCUCAGCCAUGGGGAAGACCACCACCGGCCAGAUGGUCAACCUGCUGUCCAACGAUGUGAACAGGUUUGACCAGGUAACACCGUUCUUGCACUAUCUGUGUGUGGGGCCACUGCAGGCUAUCGCAGUGACUGCCCUGCUCUGGAUGGAAAUAGGAAUGUCGUGUCUUGCUGGGAUGGCAGUUCUCAUUAUUCUUCUGCUUUUGCAAAGCUGCUUCGGGAUGUUGUUUUCAUCACUCCGGAGUAAGACCGCAGCUCUCACAGAUGACAGGAUCAGGACCAUGAGUGAAGUCAUAACUGGCAUCAGAACAAUAAAAAUGAAUGCUUGGGAAAAGUCAUUUAUAGACCUUAUUACCAGACUGAGAAGAAAGGAAAUUUCCAAGAUUCUGAGAAGUUCCUACCUUAGGGGCAUGAAUUUGACAACAUUUUUCGCUGUGAGCAAAAUCAUGAUUUUUGUCACCUUCAUCGCCAAUGAACUCCUUGACAACCUGAUCACAGCCAGCCAAGUGUUUGUGGUGGUGACGCUGUUCGAGGCUCUGCGGUUCUCGAGCACCCUCUACUUCCCCAUGGCCAUCGAGAGGGUGUCAGAGGCUGUUGUCAGCAUCCGAAGAAUCAAGAACUUUCUGUUACUUGAUGAGACGUCACAGUGCUACCCUCAGCUGCCAUCAGAUGGUAGAACGAUCGUGGAUGUGCAGGCAUUUACUGCUUUUGGGGAAAAGGCAUCAGAGACCCCAACCCUACAAGACCUUUCCUUUACUGUCAGACCUGGUGAACUGUUAGCUGUGGUUGGACCUGUGGGCGCAGGAAAGUCGUCACUGUUACGUGCUCUGCUGGGGGAGCUGCCCCCGAGCCAGGGGCAGGUCCACGUGCACGGGAGGGUCGCGUAUGUGCCUCAGCAGCCCUGGUUGUUUCCAGGAACUGUGAAGAGUAAUAUUUUAUUUGGGAAGAAAAUAUCUGAGAAUAUACAGGUUACACUACCUCUAGAGGACCACUUGGAAGGAAAAGUUGGUUUUAAGACCUAUAAGAAUUACUUCACAGGUGGUUCUGACUGGCUUGUCAUCAUCUUCCUUAUUCUAGUAAACAUCGCAGCUCAGGUUGCCUAUGUCCUGCAGGAUUGGUGGCUUGCAUUCUGGGCGAAUGUACAAAGUGACCUGUAUUCUGGGGCAUUAGUCAAAGAAGAUGAAUUUAUAGUGUUGGUUCUGAACUGGUACUUAGGAGUUUAUUCAGGGUUAACUGUGUCUACUGUCCUUUUUGGCAUCACAAAGUCUCUGUUGAUAUUCUACAUCCUUGUUAAUUCUUCACUAACUUUGCACAACAAAAUGUUGGAGACCAUUUUAAGAGCUCCAGUAUUGUUCUUCCAUAGAAAUCCAAUAGGAAGAAUUUUAAAUCGUUUCUCCAAAGACAUUGGGCAUAUGGAUGACUUGCUGCCUCUGAUAUUUCAAGAUUUCAUCCAGGCAUUUCUACUUGUGAUUGGUGUGGUGGGCGUGAUGGUGGCUGCAGUUCCUUGGAUUGCUAUACCUGUGAUUCCCCUUGGCAUUGUUUUCUUUUUUCUUCGGCAAUAUUUCUUAGAGACGUCACGAGAUGUGAAACGCCUGGAAUGUACAACUCGGAGCCCAAUAUUUUCCCACUUAGCAUCUUCUCUCCGGGGACUCUGGACCAUCCGGGCGUACAAAGCUGAACAGAAGUUUCAGGAGCUGUUUGAUGCACACCAGGAUUUGCACUCAGAGGCUUGGUUCCUGCUUUUGAUGACGUCCCGAUGGCUCGCUGUGUAUCUGGAUGUCACCUGUGCCAUCUUUGUCACCCUUGUUGCCUUUGGGGCCCUGAUUCUGGCAGAAACUUUGGAUCUUGGGCGGGUUGGCCUGGUCCUGUCUCUCACGCUCACACUCACGGGGAUGUUCCAGUGGUGCAUCAGGCAAAGUGCCGAAGUUGAGAACAUGAUGAUUUCAGUAGAAAGGGGGAUUGAAUAUACAGGUCUUGAGAAAGAAGCACCCUGGGAACUUGAGUAUCAUCCACCACCAUUCUGGCCCCCAAACGGAAGGAUUUCCUUUUCCAGUGUGAACUUCAGAUAUAACUCGGACAGUCCUCUGGUAUUGAGGAAACUGGAAACAUGUAUUUACUCAAGAGAAAAGUAUGGCAUCGUGGGAAGAACAGGAGCUGGAAAAAGUUCCCUCAUUGCUGCCCUUUUUAGAUUGUCAGAACCUGAAGGUGGCAUUUACAUUGAUGACAUCUUGACAACGUAUAUUGGACUGCACGAUUUAAGGAAGAAAAUGUCAGUUGCACCUCAGGAACCUGUUUUAUUCACUGGAAGAAUGAGGAACAAUCUGGAUCCUUUUAAUGAACAUACAGAUGAGGAACUGUGGAAUGUCUUAGAAUAGGUGCAACUUAAAGACACGUUUGAACAUCUUCCUGGUAAAAUGAACACUGAAUUAGCAGAAUCUGGAUUGAACUUGAGUGUUGGACAGAGACAACUGGUGUGUCUUGCCAGGGCUAUUCUAAAGAAACGUCAGAUAUUUAUUUUUGACAAAGCCACAUCAAACGUGGAUCCAAGUACUGAUAAGUUAAUACAAAGAAAAAUUCAUGAGAAAUUUGCCCAGUGCACUGUGAUAACCAUCACACACAGGUUGAGCAAUGUCAUUGACUGUGAAUGGAUAUUGGUUUUGGAUUCAGGAAUAUAUAGAGAAGCUGGAGAGCCACAUAAUUUGCUGCAGAAUGAAAACAGCCUAUUUUACAAGAUGGUGCAACAACUGGGUCAAGCUCAGGUCACUGCCCUCACUGAAAGGGCGAAAUAGGUGUAUUUCCAAAGGAGAUAGCCAGAUGUUACUCACAGUAACCUUGUGGUUAUGAAUAUUUCCAGUGGACAGCCCUCAGCCUGAACAAUUUUUGAGUCAACACUGUGACUCUCCCAUGAGUUCAUGCCUAUUCCAAAGGCUUUUUUCCAAUAGGUUUUGCACUGCAUAAACUAUAUUCUACUUUUUUUACACCAGAAACAAAUAUUUACACUUUAUGUUACUUCUCCAACUUCACUCAAUGAUUUCAAGUUCUUGAAAAAGGAUUUAUUAUAUUUAUUUAUAUGUUAUAAUGUUUUCUUUCUUAUGCAAAUGAAAGGCACUGCUGCUGCUGCUGCUGCUAAGUCACUU
Molecule: messenger RNA, 4095 nt
Organism: Bubalus bubalis (water buffalo)
Lineage: Eukaryota; Metazoa; Chordata; Mammalia; Artiodactyla; Bovidae
Product: ATP-binding cassette sub-family C member 4
Biological process (GO): transmembrane transport
Cellular component (GO): plasma membrane
Molecular function (GO): ATP binding; ABC-type transporter activity; ATP hydrolysis activity
Source: RefSeq, a predicted model, not a curated record